This is a messenger RNA of Castor canadensis (American beaver), 3183 nucleotides long. The record is from RefSeq and is a predicted model, not a curated record. NCBI's taxonomy places the organism in Eukaryota, Metazoa, Chordata, Mammalia, Rodentia, Castoridae.
AUGUCCUUGGCCCUACCCACAAAACCCAAUGUCCUGGGUGUGCACACCACCACCGCGCUGGUGUUCAGCGAGAGGACCGCGGACAGGGCGGCGCGGCUGCGGACCCCCCUGCCAGCCCUGGCCGCGCUGACGGCGUGCGCGCACGUCCAGUGGGACAUGGCCUCGUCUGAUGUAGCCACAUUCGUCUCCCUCGCGGUGCCCGCGCUGGCCAACGCGCUGCAGCUCCGUGCCUUCGCCGAGCCGGGGGACACCGUGCGCGUCGCGCUGGUGGUGCGCGGCCACCACGCGCCCUUCCACGCUGCCUUCCGCGCCGACGGCCGCUGGCACCACGUGUGCGCCACGUGGGAACAGCAAGGCGGACGCUGGGCGCUGUUCGCCGACGGGUGCCUGCGCGCAGGGGCGCGGGGCCUGGGCGGGGGCCAUCCGGUGCCGCCCGGGGGCAUCUUGGUGCUGGGCCAGGAUCAGGACUCCCCCGGCGGCGGCUUCUCGGCGCGUGACGCCUUCAGCGGCAACAUCACCGACUUCCACUUCUGGGCCCAGGCCCUGAGUCCUGCGCAGCUGCAGCGGGCUCGGGCCUGCGCGCCGCCCCUCAGCGGCCUGCUCUUCCGCUGGGACCCAAGCGCCCUGGAUGUCACGCCCUCGCUGCUGCCUGCUGUGCAGGUGCAUCUCCUCUGUCCAGAUCUCACGUUGCCCUGUCACCCUGGGGUGGUGCGACAUGACGCCCCGUCAGUACCCUCAGAGGAAUGCCCCAUGUGGAACCCAGGACGCCACACCGAGGGCUUCGAGCUCUGCUUGCAACCGAGGCCCUUCCUCUGCUGCUACCGGACAGAGACCUACUGGCAGCUGCAGGAUAGCCGGUCAUGGCCUGGCCAGGAUGUCAUCAGCCAUGUGAAUGCCUUAGCCAAUGCCACUGUGCUCCUCCGGUGCCCCCUCUCUGAAGCCCCUGAGGCCCUGUCUCUAGACAAGGCUGCCAGCUUUCUAGGCACCCUGGAGAGGGUCCUGGCAGAAGAGACAGCUCCGUUGGGGCCCGCUGCACUGCUGGCUGUCGUGCACUUCCUGAAGAGGGUGACAGCCCUUGGGGCUGGGGAGCUGGAGCAUUUGACAGGCCCCUGGGAGCAGCUGGGCCAGGGCGUUGUGUCUGUGACUAGCCUGGUCCUGGAUGAGCAGUUGGCUGGUACAUGGCUGUCUAUCAGUGAGAUGGCUGGUGGACCUAUGGCCCUGGUGGUCAGCAUGCAGCGCCUGACACCCCUGCUGAGCACCGUGCUGACUUCCACAAGGCCUCGAAUGCUCAUCCAGCACCAUCAUGCUGGUCUGGAUGUGCAGAGCCUAUACCUGGGGGAGGCCAGCACUGCGGGCCACACAUUCACGAUGCCCGGUGGGCAUGCAGAGGGACCCGGCCACAUCCACAUUCCGGCAGGUGAAGUGAGGCGGCUCCUUGGGAAAGUGAUCCACAGCUGGUUCGCCUCCAGCAUCUUCCAGCAAACUCUGGGGUUGCGCAACCUGGUACCCCAGACCCCCAACAGUUUAGAAGAGGCAAGCAGGAUGCAGAGGCUCCUAAGCACCCAGGUGGGGUCAGCCAUCCUCUCCUCUGAGGUGUGGGACGCUGCUGGGGAGGUGAGCACGGCCGUGACCUUUCACCUGCAGCACCAAGCCCAGGUCUUCCCUCAAAAGCUGCUGGAGCCAGUCUGUGCUUUCUGGGACUUCAGUAUCAGCCCAGACACAGGGGGCUCCUGGGCCACAUCCGGCUGCUCCGUGCUCGCUUUGCACCAGGACUCUACUACCUGCUUCUGCAACCACAGCACCAACUUUGCUGUCCUGUUGCAGGUGUACGAUGUCCAGAGGGGCCCAGAGGAGGAGUCACUGCUGAGGACUCUCUCGUUUGUGGGCUGCGGAGUGUCCUUCUGUGCUCUCACCACUACCUUCUUGCUCUUCCUGGUGGCCGGGGUCCCCAAGUCGGAGCGCACCACAGUUCACAAGAACCUCACCUUCUCCCUGGCCUCCGCCGAGGGCUUCCUCAUGGCCAGUGAGUGGGCGAAGACCAACAAGGCGGUGUGUAUGGCUGUCACGGCCGCCAUGCACCUCCUCUUUUUGGUCGCGUUCUCCUGGAUGCUCGUGGAGGGGCUGCUGCUGUGGGACAGGGUGGUGACUGUGAGCAUGCGCCCAGGCCCCAGGAUGAGGCUCUACCAUGCUGCAGGCUGGGGAGUGCCUGUGGUCAUCAUGGCUGUCACCCUGGCCACACACCACCAUGACUACAUGGCCACUGGGCACUGCUGGCUCAAUGUGCACACAGAUGUCGUCUGGGCCUUCGUGGGGCCGGUGCUCUUCGUGCUGACUGCCAACUCCUGCAUCCUGGUCCGCGUGGUAAUGGUCACCGUGUCCAGUGCCCGCCGCCAUGUGCGCAUGCUGAGCCCACAGCUGGGCCUGCAGCAACAGAUCCAGGUCCAGAUGUGGGCUACAGUGAAGCCAGUGCUCGUCCUGCUGCCAGUCCUGGGCCUGAGCUGGCUGGUUGGCCUCCUGGUACACCUUAGCCCAGCCUGGGCCUAUGCCGCAGUGGGGCUCAAUUCCUUCCAGGGCCCUUACAUCUUCCUGGUCUAUACAGCCUACAAUGGAGAGGUGCAGAACGCCCUCCAGAGGAUGAUGGAGAAGAAGGUGGCUGAGGGGCUCCCAGUGGGGCAGACCUGCUCUGCCCCACCAGCCUGCGGCCCCCAGGUCCCUGGGCAGUGGUCCCAGACAGCCCUGCAGCCUCAGCUCCACCUCAAAGACAUGUGGCUCCCAGAGAGGCGCCCCCUGCAGGCCGGUCGGGAGCGCGCAGGGGCGAUCCGGGGCGCAGCCGCCCCCCACCCCCGCAGGCCCAGCCCCCUCCGCCCCGCCCCCACCCGCGGGCGCAGCCGUCUGCGGGAACAAGAGCCGCAGCGGCGCCUCGGUGCUCAAGUGACAGCGCCUUUGUCUCUGCUGAAUGGGUGCGUUGCUAGGGCCGCUCGUAGCAACCGAGCCCGCUUCCACCUCGGGCCCACCCUCCGGACCCCCAACCCUGGCCUGGCCCUCCCGACGGUUCCCGCUCUAGUCCCCCACCUACCCAGGCCACUCAGGCGACCUGAGCGAGAGAUGCGUGAGAGUAGAGGCUGCCCGCUGUGUGUCCCUCCUAGAAGUCCAGGGGGCUCUGCGGGCAUGCAUGUGAUCUGA